ACCGAGAUCUUUCUAAAGCUGCGCAUAUCAUCGACCAUGACUGAUGUUAAACUACCGGUGUACUCCAAGGACACCGUGGGCCAGUGCAAGAAGAAACUUCAGGCCGCCGAGGCUGUGGACGCCUGUUGCCAGCGAUGGUUUUAUAGUGGCAAGCUGCUGGGCGACAAGGUGCCCAUAGAUGAGUGCAGCAUACACCAAGGCUACGUGGUGCAGGUGAUUGUAAACUCCGAGCACUACAACCAUGACAACAGCACGAGUACGGCGCACGCCAGCUAGCGGCGCACUCGACUCCCACUAGUCAACAGCAAUAGCACCAGCAAGGAGGCGCGACAGCAGCCGCAGGAGCAGCAGCAACAGCAACAACUUUUGGCCAAAGCGGGCAACAGCAUUCGAAGGAGGAGGAAUGCCAUAUACUCAGAUCACAGCACAAGGAACCUUAAGGGGAAUGUACAGCAAAAAUCGGAGCAGCGGGUACAAAAGCAACAGCAUACUCAUUGCAUUUAUCAAAAUAAGCAACAAUUGCAAAUUGUUGCACUGCCUGCCUUGUUGCUGUUGUUGUUGUUGUGGCUCGCCUUGUUAUGCUUUGUUUAAUAUAUCUAUAUAUGAAAUGUGAAACAAAAGAUCGAAAUCGUGUUGCUGAGGAAGGAAAAUAGGAAUGGGAAAAGAUUAUAAGAUACAUAAAUUAUAAACAUACAUAUAUUUUUUUGAUAAUAAUUACUUGAUAAUAAUACAACUGAUCUAAGCGGUCUACAAAGCAUGUACUGUCAACUGUAUAUGGAAUCUGCUAUAUUAACCGAGAUUGUAACCGAGAUUUUCUCGGACACUCGUCUACAGAAAAACUGAAGAAUGUGUAAAUUUUUAUAUAAACCAAAAUGAAGGGCCUCUAUUAACUAAUUGUAAGCAAGUGUUAGAUCAUUUGCCUAGUGUACAUGUAAUGUAAAAUAAACAAAAACUGUAGUAUUUGGCCGCAAUAGAAAGCAUGCAACAAACAAUUUUUGAUACUGUACAAAAUGCCAAUCACAUUAUUAUGAAAAUGAACAUAAUUGUGACCAAACCCAGAGAAAAAACAAAUUGUUAAGCAUAUUUCUUGCUCAAUGUAGUUAACAAGAAUAAGGGGAACACAUCGCGAGAAGAGAGAUGGAGCGAAUGCGAGGUAGGGAGUUGAAGAGUUAACCCAAGUACCUUAUAAAUGUAUAUGAUUUAAUUUGCUUUUAGAGUCGAUAAUUAUCUCUCAAGCACACAAAUUUCUAAAAUAAUUUCUUUAAUAAAUUCGUUACGGUCAAAUGACCGUUUUAAGUGCGCUGAA
Drosophila biarmipes is the source of this 1306-nucleotide messenger RNA. Its product is annotated as ubiquitin domain-containing protein 1-like. The record is from RefSeq and is a predicted model, not a curated record. The transcript is spliced from 2 exons. NCBI's taxonomy places the organism in Eukaryota, Metazoa, Arthropoda, Insecta, Diptera, Drosophilidae. The coding region runs from base 37 to 276 and encodes 79 amino acids. Gene Ontology annotation, molecular function: protein binding.